GCGAGCUCCGUGGUAAGAUGGUUUAUUAUACAUAUCUUUACCACUAUAUUGUCUGCUAAAAUAAAACUCAACUUACCGCAAUGCCCACGUUGUGCGCCCUCUUUAUCCUUUUAUGUAAUGGCUCUUCCCGUGGUCUUUGUUCAUCUUGCAGUGUUUGCUCGUCAAACUUUCGCUCAAGAGCACAAAGACGCUGGAUAGCAUCUUCUAGAAGAACCGUGUUUGCAGCUUGCUUCUCCAUCAAACCCUCAAGCUGACGAGACAAAGCGUUCUGACCGGAGAUCAGCUGUUUCAUCAAAUCAUUUAUGCUCAGUGGGCUUGCUGCUGGUUGCAAAGCCCUAUUACUCACGGGAGUAGUAAAACUCAGGUUUCUUUUACACGCCAUCGUAAAAAACAGUCAGUUUCACCAAGUCGCAAAAAUGACUUCCGUACACAAUGCCGACAAUUUAAAUUGUGUUCGCGCGAAUGAUACUGUAAUGUCAUUGGUUGCAUUCCCUUACGUCACCGACAUAAUGGCCGAAACUCUAUUAUGAGUGGAUACUUUACAAACACAACCUUCCCCAUUGGAUGCUUUCCGCGACACCCCGCCCACCGCUUCCAUGUGGUUUGUAUUUAUAUCUGUAGGAAAAUUAUACUGUCUAAUAUGUUGCAUGUCAUCAUGGAAGAGCAUUUGAGGUCGUCAGUGGAUUUAGUGAGAAGAAAGAGAGCACGGCGGUUUUGUGAUCACUGCAACGAUUUUAUUUCCCAUGCCAAUUUUUAUCGUCACAAAAAAAUGUUUUUUCGUGGUGGAGCUUGGACCAAACAUGAUACAACACCAGACAACUCAAACGUGCAAAUAAACAUGGAUUUAGAAGAUUGUGCACGUGAUGAAAGCCUUGAUUCAUCAGAAGAGGAAAAUCAAAUCUGGGAUGUCCCCUUAGACAACUUUGGCAGUCAAGAAGAUGAAAAUCUGUGCAUGCCUGGGGAAGACAUGCAUUUCAAUGAAAAUCUAGACUCAUCAGAAGAACUGCUUGAUUUGCCAACAGUUUCUGAGGAUGACACAAGUGAGCUCAGGCUUUUCCUGGAGCUCAGUGAAACAGAGUCUUCAGAUGAUGACAGUGACAAUGAAGAGGUGAUCUUUACAGAAGACCAUGAAGAUUUGGAUUUUGCAGAUGAUGAUGACACUGACGCAGAUAAAUCCAAUGGCGACGACUCUAGACAGUUACUUGUAAAGCUCCUAGCAUUCAUGCUUUUGACCUGGCAGGCUGUGUUCAACAUAUCAGACAACGCCAUUGCUGCAUUGCUGCUAUGCCUCAGACACUUUAUGUGGCUAAUUGGUAAUAUUCUCUCUGUGGAUGUACUCAGCAGUUUUGCUGAUAUGAUUCCAAAGACUUUACAUUCACUUAGGAAACUGACCAGUGUUAACAGAGACGACUUCACCAGAUAUGCUGUCUGUCCCAAGUGUAAGACAACAUAUACACUUUCUGAUUGUUUUCACGUCGCCAGAAAUGGAUCAGCUACCAGUAAAACAUGUGGAUACAUUCCAUUUUACAAGCAUCCACACAAGACAUCUGCCCUGAGAAAGAAAUGUGGUUCUCUCUUAAUGACCAAAGUUACACGUUUCAAUGGCAUUGAAAGUUUGUACCCAAAACAAACCUAUUGUUACAAGAAAGUAAUUCAGUCUUUAGAAACCUUGAUUAGAAGACCUGGAUUUUUGGAAAAGUGUGAGAAGUGGAGACAAAGACAAAUUCCUAACUCCGUGAUGGCAGAUGUAUAUGAUGGACAGAUUUGGAAAGACUUCCAGUAUGUCAAUGGAAAGCCAUUUUUAGCAGAACAGAACAAUUUUGCUCUCAUGAUGAAUGUUGAUUGGUAUCAACCCUUCAAGAAUUCCCCAUACUCAGUAGGGGUAAUAUAUCUGGCCAUUUUGAAUUUGCCACGAGAGGAGCGUUUUAAGGAAGAGAACAUCAUUUUAGUUGGAGUCAUACCAGGGCCCACAGAACCGAAGAAUAACAUCAACACUUAUCUUGACCCUUUGGUUGAUGAGCUCCGUGAGCUGUGGGAUGGAGUUCCCAUAUUUGAUUCUUCAUUUUUGGGGUGUCAAGUCUACAGAGCUGCUCUUCUUUGCCUUUCAUCAGACAUUCCAGCUUCACGCAAGUGUGGUGGCUUUGUGGGCCAUGCAGCUCUUAGGGGAUGUAACAAAUGCCUGAAAACAUUUAAGAAGACUUCCUUUGGGGGUAAAACUGACUACUCUGGCUUUGACCGUUCAUCUUGGGUCCCACGCUGUUCAGAGGAACACAAGCGGUAUGCAAAAAUGACUGAGAAAGCAACAACAAAGGCAGCACAAAAAAGACUGGAAGGUCAAUAUGGUGCCAGGUGGUCUGAACUUUUUCACCUCAAGUAUUAUAAUGCCAUAAGAUUUGUUGUCAUUGACCCAAUGCAUAAUCUACUUCUUGGAACAGCCAGGCACAUAUUCAGGUUAUGGACUGAGCUUGGUGUUUUAAGCACCCAAAAGCUUGAUGAAAUACAAAAAAGAAUAGACUCCUUAAAGGUGCCUCAUGAUGUGGGAAGGAUUCCACGGAAAAUUGCCUCUGGGUUUAGUGGAUUUACUGCUCAACAGUGGAAAAAUUGGACUACUAUCUAUUCUCUUUUUUGCUUAAAGGGAUUGAUUGAUGACAAACAUUAUGAAAUGUGGUCAGACUUUGUACAAGCAUGCAUUAUCAUAUGCUCAAGAGUUAUCUCCACAGAUAGACUGGAAGUAGCAGACAAGUAUCUGCAGACAUUUCUAUCUAAGUUUGUCAGUCUGUAUGGGCCACUGAAUUGCACACCUAACAUGCAUCUGCAUUUACAUUUGAAAGACUGCAUUUUAGAUUAUGGACCUGUCUAUUCAUUCUGGUGCUUCUCUUUUGAAAGAUUUAACGGAUUGUUAGGGCAAUAUCAUAAUAACAAUAGAAACAUUGAAGUUCAAAUCAUGAGACAUUUUCAACAGAACCAACAACUUUAUAUGCCAUUGCCUUGUAAAUAUGGGACUGAAUUCAUCAACAUCCUAGCAAGCAAAAAAUGUGAUACUUUGUCUCUUUAUGGAGCCACUGACACAAUGGUUUUGAAACAAAAUUCCCAGAUCUCAUCUACAACGCUUCUUUUAGAAGAUGUAGACAGUAUUGAGCCACUGCCUCAAUUUCAGGAUGUUGUGCUAGAAGAAUCUGACAGAGAAAAUCUGUUAUUAAUGUACAAUAGACUGUAUCCUUACAACGGUGUCUUACAGGUGGCUCGUUUGGCAAAGACUUGUUUUAAAGUUAAGAGUUUUGGAUUAACUCUGUCAGUUAAUAGUUGCAGAACUGAAAGGUCUGCUUGUGUUUUGGCUAAAUGGUGUGCUGGUAAUUCAAGUUUCGAUCAACCAGUACUCGAUCCAAAUGCUGAUGUCCGCCCUGGGAUUAUUAAGAGGUUUCUGAUUGUUACUUUAAAAUCUAAAGCAUGUACUUUUCAACAUAUUGUUGCAAAGGUUACAUGGUUGCACGCUCAUCCAGACAGACAUUUCUUUGGGAGUCCUGUUGAGGUAUGGAGUUUGCAGGGCACACAGACUGAUACUGCUGCAGCAUUUCUCCCUGUGGAGCGUAUUGCAGGCAGAUGUGUACUUAGUACAUCAACUGUGCAGUUAAGUCACACUAAAGAGAAGGUCUCGGUUGUAAUUCCACUAUGCACUGUGGUUGAGAUUUAGUAGUAGAGAUUUAGAAAAUUGUUUUGUCAUUGUUAAUGUCUAUUUUCAUUUUUGUCAAUAUCUGUUAAUGUCAACCUUUACAAUAAACCUUUUUCUUGAUAUACUAAAACAAUGUUUGUUGUAUUCCUCUUGACUAAUGUACAUUACACAUUAAAAAGGUAAUCAUAUCUAUUGACUUUGUUUAUUUGAGAACAUUUUUGCAACAGUCAAAAUAACAAAUUAAAUUAUAUUACUAGCAUGCACAACAUACUGACCUAGGGCAGAUGGAGCCAUGUUUUCAAAGUGUUGGAAAUAUAUAUUCUGAAAUAACAUUUGUUGCAUUCCUCAAGACUACAUUAAACAUGAAAAGUCAGAGACGACAUUUUCACACAUUAAAAUGGUAAUUGUGUCCAUUGAAUUUCACUUAAUUUGAAUGAUGCUAAGUUUCUUAAAUAGACUAAUUAUAUUAAUAAUAAAUGUAUUUAGCAAACACAGUUUUUAUGUAGGCUACAACAAUAUCUGCUGCCUUGAAGAGACAGUUAAUUCACCCCCCCCAUCAGCUCUGAAAACAAAGCACCUCUACCUGUGGGUCAUUAACAUAUAAAAAGCCCUUCACACCUCACACCCACCCCUCCUCACAACCAGCUGUAAGGAUUCCUGGAAACUUCCACCAGUUCCUACAUACAUCCACAUACGUAAGGUUUCUGGAUGUUUCACAAGUUUACUUCUGUGUUUUACGUUUCCAAGCACUCUGCCUCAUUUAUCUGGCAAACCUACAGUUU
Messenger RNA from Paramisgurnus dabryanus, 4452 nucleotides. Lineage: Eukaryota; Metazoa; Chordata; Actinopteri; Cypriniformes; Cobitidae. The record is from RefSeq and is a predicted model, not a curated record.